Molecule: messenger RNA, 3178 nt
Organism: Linum trigynum
Lineage: Eukaryota; Viridiplantae; Streptophyta; Magnoliopsida; Malpighiales; Linaceae
Source: the annotation of a GenBank genome assembly
UAUGUAAUUACAAAUAUUAAGUUCUAAAAUUCACCAUAAGCUCUUUAUUAUAUGCAUUAUACUAAGGUUUUUUAAGGUCAAUGAUUUUUUUUACUCAACCGUUUAUUCUAAUAUAAUAUUUUGUUAACUUGAUAUUAUUAUUAGACCACACAAUAAGGUAAAUUUGUGUAAACAGUAUACUAUAAUAGUUACGUAACUACAAAUAUAUUAUAUAAACUUAUGUAGGGGGUAUUUAUUUCUUAUGUAUCACUUAAACAAAACGUAUUGUGUAAUUAUUCCAUAAUUAUUCGCAAAUAUACGUUUGAACUCUUUUUAUGUAAUAGUUUAAUAAAAUUGAUAUUUUUCUUAGCUUGAUUUUAUCAUUAGACCAUACAAUAUGAUAGAUCUUUGUAACACUAUUCUAUAAACUUUAUGUAAUUACAAAUAUAUUAUAUAAAGCUCCAAAAUUCACCAUAAGCUCUUUAUUAUUUGCAUUAUACUAAGGUUUUGUAAGAUUAACUUCACUUAACAGAGUUUUCGUUAACAUAAGUUUGAACUAUUUUUAUGUAAUAGUUUAAUAAAAUUUGAUAUUUUUAUUAACUUGAUUUUAUAAAUAGACCCCAAAGUAUCAAAAAAAAAUUAACACUAUUCUAUAAAAGUUAUGUAAUUACAAAUAUAUUAUAUAAAGCUCCAAAAUUCACCAUAAGCUCUUUAUUAAAUACAUUAUACUAAGAUUUGGUAAGGUCAAUGAAUUUUUAAAUAAGAGUUUAUUCUAAUAUAAUAUUUUGGUUAACUUGAUUUUAUUAUUAGACCGCACAGUACGAAAACUUGCGUAACAGAACACUAUGACAGUUAUGUUUAUAAAUACAUUACAUAAAACUUAUGGAUGCAGUAUUUAUUUCUUAUGUAUCACUCAAACAAGACAUAUUGGGUAACCAUACCGUAAUUAGUCGGUAAUAUAAGUUUGAACAAAAAUUUAUUUAUUAUUAACUAAAUUGUUGAUAGCUCAUCAAUUUACAUUACAUGAAUGUUCUGUAAGGUAACUUAUUCUUUUACAUUACCAUUUAAUCAUGAGACACUAUAAAAUUUAUAGAGGGAUAUCUAUUUUUUAUAUCAGUUAAACAAACGUAUGACAUAUGUCAUUCCUAAUGGUAAAGAUUUUGUAAACAUGAUAUUGUACCCCAAUAAUUUUUUGAAUUAUUUAAUUUCAACUUAAUUAUUAAAUAAGUGGAUGAACUCUUAAAAAUAAUUGAUUUCUUACCGCUGCGAAGUGCGGGCAAAAGACUAGUAACAUUAAAUGUAUAAAUUUAGGUUGUACCACAAAGGAAUUUGUAUCAUUAUGUUAUGGUACAACUUUACAACUUGAUGUUGUACCAUCACAUAAAGGUACAAGUUCAAGUUGUACCAUAAAAGAAUUUGUACAAAAAGUAUAGUACAAUUUGAAGUUGUACCAUAACGUUAAAGGUACAAUUUCAAAUUGUACCAUAUAGAUAAAAAUCUAUAGCACCAAUACUAUAUAACAUUGUAAAAUUCCUCAUUUAAAUAGUUCUCCAAAUACAAUGUUAUGCUUGUUGCAGUUGACCAAAUACACGACGAAGGAAGCUUCAAGCUGCUUCAUUAGCAACAAGAACCACACCCAGGAUGCCAAAGUAACAUUUCAAGGGAAUGAAUACUGUAUUCCUGCGUGGUCGGUCUCCAUCUUCUCCGACUGUGCCCACGAGGCAUACAACACCUUCAAACUCACCACCCAAACAUCCAAGCCAAGCCCAACCAAGUCCAAGCCAAGCCCAGCCGGCCUUUCUGAAAUGGUCCUGAGGCCAGAGUACCUCCACGAUAUCGUAGUUUUUGGCCUGGGAAAGAUCUCUACCCAUAAGAUUGUUGAUCAGAAAGACAUGACCGACGAUAAGAGUGAUUACCUUUGGUACAUGACCACGUAAGUACCAUAAUUAAUAAUAAUUUAAUGACCUGCACGCAAUUGAUGAAUCCUUGAUUUUCUAGUCUCCACUUAUAUAUCUUUUCCAGUGUCCAUGUCGGUCCGCAUGAUCUAAUUCAUGGUCAUAACGUGUCUCUUCGAGUCAAUAACACAUGGCAUGUUCUUCAUGCCUAUGUUAACGGGCAUUGUCUUGGUACGUAACAUUCUGAUUCCGGAACAGCAUUUAAUGUGAAAUCACUUGUUCAAGGACAAGUUGCUAAUGUUUUGUGUACUUAAUUAAUAUUUUUUAUAUAUUGGGUUGGGUAUACAGGCACCCUAUACAACGAGAAGAAUGUAUUUGAGGGAAGCGUGGAGUUAAAGUUUGGAAAGAAUGUAAUUGCUAUAAAGAACCAGGAAAUCAAACGAAAACGAACAGCAGAAUUUAACGUGGUAUCCCUGACAGCACAAGACUAAUCCACGGGAGAGACGACACUCUCCAAACAACUUCACUAUAAUCAAAUCGGCUGACCCUAGUACAGAGGAUGGCUUGGCAAUAUAUAGUCUAUGGAGAUACACGUACAUGACAUAUUACAUAAACACACCAGACAUAUGGCAAGUUACAAGUUGGUACCCAAACUAUAAACUUCAACACCCUCCCUCAAAUUGAUGUGCUGUACGCAAAUUCAAUUUGGAUGACAGAUACCAAUGCCUGCUUGAUGAGACAGCCUUCGUCAAAAGAUCUGUUGUCUGGUCUUUUGUAGAUAGGUGCCCAACUUGUAUCAAUCCAUCUGCCACCAGUUGUCUAAUGUAAUGAACGUGGACGUCAAUGUGCUUGGUCCUGUCAUGUAACACAGGAUUAACUGCAACUAUAUUGCACUCGUGUUAUCCCCAUAUAUCCUCAUUGGGAUUCGACAUUCAACCCCCAAUUCACUCAGAAGACGAUGAUGCCAAACCAUAUCGGAACUCACCUCAGACAUAGACUGAUACUCCACUUCAGUUGAUGACUUCGAUACUCGAUCCUGUUUACGACACUUCCAAGAUACAAAGGACUGACCGAUCCUGACACACCAUCCUGACGUUGACCUGCGAGUAUCUAAACAACCAGCAUAAUCAGCGUCAGCGAAUGCCUCAAUGGUCAGAUCACUUGUUGCUGGAAAGAACAACCCCACAUCCUGUGUCUGCUUGAGAUAACAUAGAAGUCUAUGAACCGCGGCCAAAUGGAAAUGCGUCGCUACACCCACAUACUGACUCACCACCUGAACAUCAUAAGAAAUAUCAGGUCUUGUG